Ostertagia ostertagi is the source of this 294-nucleotide messenger RNA. The record is from the annotation of a GenBank genome assembly. NCBI's taxonomy places the organism in Eukaryota, Metazoa, Nematoda, Chromadorea, Rhabditida, Trichostrongylidae.
AUGUUUCUUUCGUCACCUUUGUUUAAGCAAUCUGCUCUUGCUAGAGGAAAGUCGGUCUAUCCAAAAGUCACUGUGUUUUCUGAGGUUAUCCCUCUUGCUUCAAAAAAUAUCAGUAAUUCGAAAAGAGGACGCCCAGCAGCGUCCUCCUGUACGCAGGAGCUGCAAGCCCUCUUCAGUUGUUUGAAGAAAUGGGAAUUUGACGACAAGCCUUGUGAAAAGCAACAUUCCGCUUACAUGGACUGUGUUCACGAGGCAGAACGCCUUACUCAAGAAUACAAAGAGGCAGCAACGAAG